AUGAUGACCAAUGGAAUUACUCCCGUCUAUGGGUUAUUAAUUGGUAAAAGCGCUGAAGAUUAUAAUUUAUUCAUCGAAAAAGUGUUAGAACAGGACAACUUUCAACCUGAACCAAUCAUGACUGAUUUCGAAACUGACACAAUCAAGUCAGUCAAAGAUAUGUGGCCAAAUAUUUUACACAAAGGAUGUCUCUUUCAUUUUUCACAAGCGGUGUGUCGACAAGUUCAAAGCAAAGGAUUAACGACCAAAUAUAAUGAGGAUGAGUCUUUUCGUUUAAAUGUAAAACAAUUAUUUUCUCUUGCUUUUGUUCCACUAGAUCAAAUUAUAAUCGGCUUCGACUUAAUUUGUGAUCAAUUCGACGAUGACGCCGACGAUUUACUGGAGGAUUUUGAAAAAACAUGCAUUGGAACUGGUCGAAAGAAGCCACAAUUCGAUCAUAAAUUAUGGAAGAUUCCUGAUCGUGUCGUCGUUACUGUACCCCGACCAAAUAAUUCGGUUGAAGGCUGGCACAAUGCUUUCGCUAAUCGAGUCACAAUAAGUCAUCCGGCUAUCGUAAAACUGGGAAAGAAAAUUUGUCGUAAACAAUCAAAAUUUGAAGUGGACAUGACGAAGAUUCUUCAAGGCCACGAUAUUAAGACGAAGAAAGCCUGCUAUCGAAAGUUGGACGAGCGUAUUACUCGACUGGCCAACUCAUUCGACCCAACUCCACUGGAUCAAUUUAAAAAAAAUAUGGCAGCUAAUAUUACUCUUUGGGUAUUUUGUUUUCUUUAA
Rotaria socialis is the source of this 771-nucleotide messenger RNA. Lineage: Eukaryota; Metazoa; Rotifera; Eurotatoria; Philodinida; Philodinidae. The record is from the annotation of a GenBank genome assembly.